AUGGAAGUUUUAAAAGACCGUGAAGAUCAUGGUGUUAGAACAGAAACAGAAGAACGAUUGAAGAAAAGACUUGAAGAAAUGCACGUGCCCUUUUCUAAAGUUAAAUAUUUAUUUUCUGUAUGGUACAAAAAUGAUAUAAUCAAAUCAGCUCUCGCUAUUUUAGACGUUACCAGUUUAUCAGGUUGUCCAGUAAUAGAGGCGGGUACUGGACAGAAAAUUGACCAAAUUCUAGACAACAGUAAAGAGAGUGCAAUACUUUUAACAGAGUUUAGCCGAUGGCCUGAAAUGGCGAAUGUUGUAUUAACUCUUGUUGAGAACAGAAAUAUAGUGCCAGAUCUUGUAGAUGUUGAUGAGAAGAUUGACAAUGUAAUGGAAUUGUUUAAACGAGCAAACAGAAAGGGGGAAAUCAAAAGAAACAAUGUCCUAAAGGACUUGACGUUAAGGACUUCUAAGUUCACGUGCCUUACUGUAAAACAAAGUUUCACAUUUCUUCUUUUUCUGGUGAAAAUGUUUGACUCACAAGUCGACCAACAAUGUUUAAGUGAAGAAGAAUUAAAAACUUUGUUACAGAACUGGAGCUCUGAUUUAUCCAGAACAAACGACGAUCUAGGUCUUGUGAUGUUUGUGAUCAUAUCAAUGAUAACCGACGUCCACCACGGUCAACAUUUGUUGGUGUACCAGGACACAAUACAAGAGCUGAAACAAAGAUUAGUGACGUCAUUACAUCUUAGUCAAGUUACGUUUCAAGUCUACUGUGGGGAAAACGAGUGCAGACUUGGUAUCUGCAAUAUUUUACUCCACCUACAAAGACUAAGUCAACAAGAAACGUUUAGAGCAGAAUUCCCUGAACAUUGUUUGUUUCAUCUACAAUCUAUUUUGUUACAAUCAUAUUGGACAAGACAACAGGAGACAGAGCUAGGUCUGCAAAUAUUGGCUACUGAUACAACUUAUAUCAAGUACUAUAUAAAGGACGAACCUUCCCUUUUCUUUUCACUACAUGCGUGUGUAGGGUUUUUAAAUGAUUCACAAUUUACAACACAAGCAAAUAACGCAACAAAGCUUUUGGAUCUCAUAGCUAGUAGUUUACAAGCUGAACUAGGCCCCCAAGUUGAACGUAAAAAAACCAGAACAGAGAACUGGAAAGACGAAGAAAAAAACGAACUUCUCUCACUGAUAGAGAGACACAAGAGAGAGAUAGAAUGUAAAGGACGAACCAGCGAAUGUAAGAAAAAAGUAAAACAAGCCUGGGAUGACGUCACACAAGAACAUAGAGCAAAAUACCCGUCACGUGACCUACAGAAAGUGAAAGAAAAAUAUCAGAGGAUGAAAUCUUUGUCUAAACAAGACAUGAAAAGGGCAAAGAGAGACCCUCAUGGCAGUAGACUUUCUGGUUUUACUAGAAGAAUAUUUGAUAUUUGUCCUGAAGAUUUUGUAGAAUUUAAGGAUCUUUUUGAGUCUGAAUUAAACACUGGGGAUACAACAGAGCCAGAUGAAGUUACAGAAGUGGUUGAUGGAACAAAUAGCGCCAGUUUUCAGCCGUCUUCCAGCCUUAAUAGUGAAGGUAACAUUGUGUUGAGAUAA
Molecule: messenger RNA, 1581 nt
Organism: Physella acuta
Lineage: Eukaryota; Metazoa; Mollusca; Gastropoda; Physidae
Source: RefSeq, a predicted model, not a curated record